GGUCCUCCAAGCCUGACGACUCCACAGGACUCAGGAUCCCCCUGCUACUGGUCCUCCAAGCCUGACGACUCCACAGGACUCAGGAUCCCCCUGCUACUGGUCCUCCAAGCCUGACGACUCCACAGGACUCAGGAUCCCCCUGCUACUGGUCCUCCAAGCCUGACGACUCCACAGGACUCAGGAUCCCCCUGCUACUGGUCCUCCAAGCCUGACGACUCCACAGGACUCAGGAGCCCCCUGCUACUGGUCCUCCAGGCCUGACGACUCCACAGGACUCAGAAGAAGCUAGAGCUUGACCCCAUUGGAGUGCCACUAUGGGGAAUGUGAUGAGGGGUGGGGAAAAUAGCAACGAAAGAAAUACAAACUGCCAUGACAGCGCACUAAAGGGAGAAGACGACACACUUGUUGUUCUCCAUGACUAUCCUUUUCCAGACAUCAGUGAGCCGAUCUUCAGGAUGGGAGAGAAGCUGAGGGUCUUGUCUCAGGAAGGUAACUGGUGGAGAGUCCGGUCUGGCCAAUCAGGAAGGGAGAACUACAUCCCUAAUAACUAUGUUGCCAAAGUCUACCAUGGAUGGUUGUUUGAGGGAGUGGCGAGGCAGAAGGCGGAGGAACUACUUCGCCUCCCUGUAAACAGAGUGGGAUCCUUCAUGAUCAGAGAGAGCACACAGCAGAGAGGUGUCUACUCCAUGUCUGUAAAGCACAGAUCCAUCAAGCACUAUAAAAUCUAUCGCUUGGAGAACAACGGCUGGUACUAUAUCUCUCCUCGCCUGACCUUCCAGUGCCUGGAAGAGAUGGUCAACCACUACUGUGACUCUGCAGAUGGGCUGUGCUGUGUUCUCACUGGCCCGUGUCUGUGUGGGACCGCCAACCUCCUCGACACCACCACUCAGCCACCCCCUGUAGUGAUGCGCCGCAAUAACUUCGACUGGAAGAAAGUAGACAGGAAAGAUCUGAUCAGUGCAGGGGCUCCCCAGGGGCAGCAGAACAGGGACACCAUGGUGAGCUAUGGAGUCAGGAACAGCAUCGCCUCUUACCUCUCUCUUGCCGGGGCUCAGGGCCCUAGACAGCAGCAGAAGAACCACAAGAAGAAUAAAUCUGUCUACGUCACCUCCCACAGUCUCAGCCAUAUGGACCUGGAGGAGGACUAUGAUACGUAGUGGCCUGCAUAGGCCAGUGGUUCUCAAACCUCUCUUUGGGGACCCCCAGACGUCCAUGUAUUUGAUCUAUUCCAGAGCUAGCACACUUGAUUCAACUUGUCAACUAAUCAACAUGUACUUGACUAGGUGAAUCACGUCAGCUAGUAAGGGCUAUAACAAAAUUGUGAAACGUCUAGGGGUCCCCGAGGAGAGGUUUGAGAAGAACUGGCCUAGGCUACCAGAUUCGGCAUGGGUUCGAAUCCAACCCACUGCCUUGCUAUCUUUGUUGUCGCAUCUUCACUGUCCUAUCUCAAUAACAGAAAUGAAGCCCACAGAAAAUACGUUUUAAAAAAGACUAUGAGACUAAGAGGAGCAACGGCUCAAGGAUCCAGACUUUGACACAGAAAUUAGCACUUUGAACCAGGGAACUGGAUAAACUAACAUUUUUUCUUCUGAUCUCGACACCCAGAACCAAAUCUUGCCCGGUGGCCAGAGUCCCUAUUUAAAUGUUAACCUCUGUUACGAGAUAUUUUCCUCCAAUACACACACUGCUCCUUAUCUGAGCCUUUGGGAUUGAACUGAUAAGGAAUUGGAAGCUCAGUGGGAUAAAUCAACAUUGAAGUUGAAGUCCGUCCAGAGUCCAGAGCACUGACCGAGUGUCCUGCAAAAAUUCAACACAUGUUAGCAUCAUGACAGUCGAUAAAAUAGUUGAAUGCUGUGUUGUGGGUGUUUGUGUGAAUGUGUAAUAUUAUGAGGAAAGAAACAUGGAAGGAAAGGGGAAUACCUAGACAGCUGCACAACUGAAUGUGUCUUCCACAUUUAACCCAACCCCUCUGAAUCAGAAAGGUGCGGGGGGCUGACUUAAUCGACGCCCGGGGAGCAAUUGUUGUUAUUGUGGAUGUGUGUGAAUGUCAAUGGUUACCAGCUUCAGAAGAUUUAGCCUGACCCCUUGCAAAGUGAUUUCUGUUGAGUACAUGUUCAUAUAAAUAAAAGUAAGGUAUUGUAUAAUCUCGGCAAACCAGAACCAAAUAUUGUGUGUGAUCUGGCCAGCUCUUCUGUCACGACUCACGAGAGACUAGUGAGUACAUACUGUUUCAAAAAGUUCCUGGAAGGGCUAUGGAGAGUUACGUCCAAAGAGCUAGAACUGCAUGCAGAUGAUAAAACAUCACAAAGAUGACUGCCCAGAACAAGUUGUCCUCUUGAAAGUAACCCAGGGCUUCAAGCCUGCACCAAAUUGAAUAGGAAUCAACAUAGCAUUCCCGAAUCCAAGCAAACAUCCAAGAAAACAGCACAGUGAAAAGGUUCUGAUGUGUGUAUUGUCUAAGUGUGUUGUUGUUGUGGCUGAUUGUCUCGCCAAGGCCUCAUGGCGGCCAUAUGUGAUGCUGAUUAGUUCAUUGUUACUGUGAAAGCUGGUGUCUUAUCUUAGGAUGUGAACUAAUCAACUCUGUCUGAUGCAAUGAUAAUGCAAUAGAUCAAUUCCAAUUGUGUUGUGGGGAAGUAAAGCAACAAUGUACCAUAA
Oncorhynchus mykiss (rainbow trout) is the source of this 2655-nucleotide messenger RNA. RefSeq names its product src-like-adapter. Gene Ontology annotation, molecular function: protein binding. Lineage: Eukaryota; Metazoa; Chordata; Actinopteri; Salmoniformes; Salmonidae. The record is from RefSeq and is a predicted model, not a curated record.